AUUGUAUUGUAUAUUUAUAAAAAAAAUAAAAAUAAAAAAGUUUUAUAUCUAUAUCUAUAUAUCAUGUACCAUGACCAUACAUCUCCUAUGAGUUCACCAUUAGCUUCACCUAUUGGUUCUCCUUAUCAAAACCAAGGUGACUGGGAUCAACUUCAAUCUCAAUUCUCUCAACAAAUGUCUUUACAACCACCAAACACAAAUGGCAAUAAUAAUAUUAAUAAUAAUAAUAAUAACAAUUCUAGAAACAAUAACAAUACUUUUGUACAUAAACUUCAUACUAUGGUAGGCGAUAUUCAAUAUCAACACUUGAUUGCAUGGACAUAUUCUGGUACUUCUUUUAUUGUUUGCAAUAUUACUGAAUUUUCAAGGGAUGUCUUACCUAAACACUUUAAACAUAAUAACUUUUCAAGUUUUGUACGACAAUUGAAUAUGUAUGGCUUUCAUAAAGUCAACAAAUCACCAAGGGGACAUCGUACAUUAGCUGAAAAUCAAAUAUGGGAAUUCUCACAUAGCAAGUUUUUACGUGGACGGGCUGAUUUAUUGGAUGAAAUUAAACGAAAAGCAUUGGAAACCGAUCUGGCAAGAAGGGAACAUAAUGGGAUAGACAUGAAUUCUCAUAUGACAAUGAUGCAAAUGGCUCAAUCUGAUAUGCGUCAACAAUUAGUACAAUUACAAAGUAAUUUUACUCAAAUCGUCAAAGAAUUGGAAGAUACGAGGAAACAACAAUCUAUUCAAAUGGAUAUGCUGAAAGGGUUGAUGCAAUUCAUGUCUCAACAAUUAGGUGCUCCUUUACCACCUUCUCUUACACUAGAUACCACCGAUACCAAUAAACAACAACAGCAACAUCAAUUUAAAAAUAAGGCCGCAGAACAACCACCACCAAUAUAUAUUACAUCACAUGAUACAACAUCAAAACAGGAAUCUUAUUAUGUCUCAAUGUCAUCCUCUCCAUCAAACUGUUAUUCUUCACCUUCAUCACCUCAAUUACCAACUCAUCAUCGUCCUCCUAGUCUGACUGUACAAACACAUAACCUUCAACAAUCUUCUUCAUCACCUUCUUCACCUAUUGGUCUUGAUCCAUCAUCCCAUCAUCAUCAACAACAACCUCCAUUAUCGCCAGCCUCAUCCGUCAACUCCUAUCAUGCAGCCGUCAAUACGCCAUUACCACCAAGUCCCAGUCCAGGUGCUUUUUUCACUUCAGAAGAUGAUCCUGCCCUGUACUCCAAUCCACAUUCUCCUCAUACGCCCUUCCUUCUGGAUCAAUCCCCCGAAGCAUUUAACCAACGAUUAACUAUUGCCGAUCCUUCAUUUCAAGCAACUCAUUUUUAGCUAGUUAAUUUUGUUAUAUAGUAUUCUUUUUUUUUUCUUUUUUUUUGGAAAUAAAAUUUAUUCACCCUCAGAUUCGAAGCACCUCUUUUCUUUGAAGGUUAUCAUUAGUUUUGUUUUCAUGAAUGAUGUUACACACUUAACAUAAUAAUGGAUUUUUUUUUCUCAUUUGUCUUAAAUGGAUGAAUAAAGUGUAGUCAGCGUUCAGGCUUCCCUUUUUUGUAACUCAGUUUGUGCCAAG
Halteromyces radiatus is the source of this 1567-nucleotide messenger RNA. RefSeq names its product HSF-type DNA-binding-domain-containing protein. Lineage: Eukaryota; Fungi; Mucoromycota; Mucoromycetes; Mucorales; Cunninghamellaceae. The record is from RefSeq and is a predicted model, not a curated record. The transcript is spliced from 5 exons. Gene Ontology annotation, molecular function: DNA-binding transcription factor activity; sequence-specific DNA binding. Gene Ontology annotation, biological process: regulation of DNA-templated transcription. The coding region runs from base 64 to 1329 and encodes 421 amino acids.